Molecule: messenger RNA, 1623 nt
Organism: Leptopilina heterotoma
Lineage: Eukaryota; Metazoa; Arthropoda; Insecta; Hymenoptera; Figitidae
Product: jerky protein homolog-like
Exons: 1
Coding region: 1-1623 (540 amino acids)
Cellular component (GO): nucleus
Molecular function (GO): DNA binding
Source: RefSeq, a predicted model, not a curated record
AUGGAUUCAAGUUCUAGUCCUUCUACCUCUAAGCGAAAACGUACUGUUCUUUCAGUGGAGAAAAAAUUAGAAAUUCUCUCCAAAUUGGAAAAAGGCGAAACAGGUGUAUGUUUAGCUAGAUUUUAUAAUGUGGGUACAGCGACGAUUACCGACAUAAAGAAAAAUCGAGAGUCACUUAUGAUAUUUGCGUCACAGAUGGAUACAGAAGAAGGGCCUAAAAGACGAAAAACAAUGAAAAUGUCUCAAAAUGAAACUCUUGAUGAUGCGCUUUCUAAGUGGUUUAUUCAAAGACGAAGCCUCGGUCAACCAAUUUCCGGACCACUUUUAUGCGAGAAAGCUCUUGAUUUUAAUGAAAAACUUGGAGGAUCAUCAAAUUUUAAAGCUAGUACCGGUUGGCUUGAAAAAUUUAAAAAUCGUCAUGGAAUUCGACAAUUGCAAAUCCAAGGAGAAGCUCUAUCAGCAAAUUCUGAUGCUGCUGAGAAAUUUAAACUGACAAUUGGAAAUUAUAUAGAAGAAGGAGGUUAUUCUAGAGACGAUAUUUAUAAUGCCGAUGAGAGUGGCCUUAACUGGAGAUCAUUGCCACGAAAAUCACUCGCAUCUCGUCAGGAAACGUCAGCCUGUGGUUUCAAAGUGUCAAAAGAUCGAGUGACUAUAAUGACAUGUGCUAAUGCUUCCGGGACUCAUAAAUUGCCACUCCUAGUCAUUGGCAAAGCUAAAAACCCUCGUUGUUUCAAAAAUAUAAAAAAUUUACCAGUUUCUUACAAAAGUCAGAAAAGUGCUUGGAUGGAUUUAAAAUUGUUCUGCGAUUGGUUCAAAAAUGAUUUUAUAAAAAGUGUAAAAAAAUGGCGUAAAGAUAAGGGUAAAGAUGGUAAAGUGUUGCUAUUGUUAGACAAUGCACCAUCUCAUCCAUCUGUUGACGUACUGAAUUCCUUCGAUCCAAACUUCGUCGUCAUGUUUCUUCCACCGAAUGUCACUGCACUUAUUCAGCCGAUGGAUCAGGGGGUAAUUGAAAAGUUAAAACGUUUAUAUCGCAAAAAUAUGCUUAAGAGUUUAUUAUUGUUAGAUGAUAACUCUGAAAUCAACGUUGCUUCUUUCCCAAAAACAUUAAAUCUGAAACAUUGUUGUUUCAUGGUAGCGGAUGCUUGGGAAUUAUUGACGGAGGAAAAUUUAAAAAGAGCAUGGAAUAAACUAUUAUCUCUUGAAACAGAUUCCGAAGAAACAAUCGAGGCACAAAAUAUAUCGGAGUUUAACGAGUUCUUUAGCAAUAUCCCAGGUUUCGCAGAUUGUGAUGCCGAUGACGCUAUUGAUUGGAUUAAUAGCGAUGCCAACGAUCCUGGAUACCAAUUGCUGAAUGACGAAGAAAUAAUAUCUUCAGUAACGAAUUUGACCGAAAAUGAUGAUGAGAAUGAAAGCGAAGAUGAAUGUUUAGAUGAGACCAAAAAGGUUUCCAAUUCUGAGGCAUUUAAUGCUUUUGAGAUAGGACUUGAAUGGUACGCGCAACAAGAAGAAUGUUCCUGCACGCAAUUGCUUCUGCUGAGAAGAAUGCGUAAUUUAGCAGCUAAGAAACGAAUAGAUGCUAUCUUUCAAAGCAAAAUAACGAAGUUUAUGCCAAAAAAGUCUUAA